Molecule: messenger RNA, 848 nt
Organism: Condylura cristata (star-nosed mole)
Lineage: Eukaryota; Metazoa; Chordata; Mammalia; Eulipotyphla; Talpidae
Product: piezo-type mechanosensitive ion channel component 1-like
Exons: 5
Biological process (GO): cellular response to mechanical stimulus; detection of mechanical stimulus; regulation of membrane potential
Cellular component (GO): endoplasmic reticulum; plasma membrane
Molecular function (GO): monoatomic cation channel activity; mechanosensitive monoatomic ion channel activity
Source: RefSeq, a predicted model, not a curated record
CGGAGCUGGAGGAGGCCCGGCGCUUCUCCGAGGGCCAGGGCCGGCCGCUGCGGCUGCUGCGGGCCGCCUACCAGUGCGUGGCGGCGCACUCGGAGCUGCUGUGCUACUUCGUCAUCAUCCUGAACCACAUGGUCACCGCCUCGGCCGUCUCGCUGGUGCUGCCCGUGCUGGUCUUCCUCUGGGCCAUGCUGUCCAUCCCGCGGCCCAGCAAGCGCUUCUGGAUGACGGCGAUCGUCUUCACCGAGGUCGCCGUGGUCACCAAGUACCUGUUCCAGUUCGGCUUCUUCCCCUGGAACAGCCAGGCGGUGCUGCGGCGCUACGAGAACAAGCCCUACUUCCCGCCGCGCAUCCUGGGCCUGGAGAAGGCCGACGGCUACAUCAAGUACGACCUGCUGCAGCUCAUGGCGCUCUUCUUCCACCGGAUGGGCGGCCUCAUCAUCCUGUUCCUGGUGGCCAUCAUCUGGUUCCCGCUGCUCUUCAUGUCCCUGGUGCGCUCCGUGGUGGGCGUGGUCAACCAGCCCAUCGACGUCACCGUCACCCUCAAGCUGGGCGGCUACGAGCCGCUGUUCACCAUGAGCGCCCAGCAGCCGUCCAUCCAGCCCUUCACGCAGGCGGCCUACGACGAGCUGUCGCGGCACUUCGACCCCAACCCGCUGGCCAUGCAGUUCAUCAGCCAGUACGGCCCCGAGGACAUCGUCACGGCGCACAUCGAGGGCAGCUCCGGCGCGCUGUGGCGCAUCAGCCCGCCCAGCCGGGCGCAGAUGAAGCGCGAGCUGUACAACGGCACCGCCGGCAUCACCCUGCGCUUCACCUGGAACUUCCAGAGGUGCGUCGGGCGGGGCGCGGCG